GUGAAGAUACUAUUUUACUCCUCUCAGUAGCUAGUAUGGAUAUGCUCGUCUAAUUCAGCUCCACAAUAGCUGUAAUGUUCACCAAUCACAGAAAGGGAUGAAACAGCAAAAAAUUUUUGUCUAAUAUACUGAAACUUUGACAAUAUUGUUUUGAAAAUAAAACUUUGCGAUGCUGAAAGUAUGGCUACUAUGUAUCUAUUACGAAGUAUUUGAGAAGACUUUUAUAGCAUUUCACUGCAAGCUUUGUGGAGAUGCUAUGUUUGCUUUGGAAAAGAGAGGGCACUGGAGUCGCCAUUAAAUCUCCCAUAAAUAACAUAAAUAUUUCCGUAUAAGAUCUCUGAAGCUAGUUUUAAUAAUUCAAUAAAGGUCAUCUCCAGAGCUUGAAAAAUAAAUAUAUAUCUCUGUGCCAUCGUGAUAAUACACGCUAUCACUAUCUUCCAUUGGCCAGCUUUCCACUCCAAGUCUGUCAGUGACUAGAAGCAGCUGCACCUCGGGGAGCCUUCAAGAUCUAUUUGUGCGGGGAGAAGAACCAGACGCACCAGUAACAUAAGACUUUUUGGUAAAAUGGCGACAGUGGUGGUAGUGGUGACAGUGAUGAUGAUGCUGGUGAAAGUACACGAAAUUAAUGCUGCACGAAUCCUAAUGGCUGUGCCCAUUGGUGCCAGAAGCCACGAGAACUUCUUCAUGCCUCUCGCGGAGCAUCUCACUCAGCGGAACCACACGGUGACCUACUUGUCAGGCUUCGAAUCAACCAAAGAAAGACCAAACAUUCGAGUGGUGUUUGUGCCCGAUGUUCAGAUAUUGAAAAAGUUAAGAAACCUUUUCACUGAUAAUGUGAACACCGCGUUCGCUGCAAUCUUCGACGACAUGCUGGAGGUUUGCGUGAAGGCCUUGAGCUACGAGGGAGUGCAGCGCCUCAAUGAUGAGAAGUUCGACUUGAUCAUCCUGCAUGCUGGACUCACCGAAUGUUUCCUAUCGUUUGCUCAUAAACUCAAGGUUCCCUUCAUCUUUGUCAACCCAAAUAAAAUCACCCCAGCGUUUGUUAAGUUGGCGGGAACUCCGGACUUUCCAUCUCUCAGCGCGAACUAUUUACUUGACCUGGAGAUCCCGCUCACCUUCACGGGACGCAUGAUCAACAGUCUCUACAAUCUGGUUGGGGCCAUGUCCAACGAAUACGUGAUACUUCCAAGUGAAGAGAGGCAGUGUCGUGAGCGUCAGCUGUGUCCAGAUGACAUGCCAAGCUUUCACGACCUACGACGCAAAACCAGCCUCUUCAUCACCAACAUAGUGAGGACAAUGGAAAACCCAAGUUUGCCCUACACACCGACUGUGGUUCAUGCCGGGGGAAUUCACUGCAGACCCGCCAAGCCCCUCCCGCAGGACCUGCAGCAGUGGGUCGCAAGUUCUGGGAAACCAGGCUUUAUAUACUUCAGUCUGGGAAGUCUCGUCCCAUCCUCCGAAAUGCCUGAGAAAUACCUGAAGGUGUUGGUGGAAGUGUUUGGCUCCCUGGAGCAGAGAGUGUUGUGGAAGUGGGAUGACGACACUAUAGAGAACCUGCCUCCUAACGUGCGACUGUCCAAAUGGCUCCCUCAGCAGGAUAUCCUCGGUCAUCCCCAGCUUCGCCUCUUCAUAACUCAUGGGGGUCUGUUCAGCACUCAGGAGGCCACCUACCAUGGGGUGCCAAUUCUGGGCAUGCCAGUCUCUAUCGAUCAGCACCACAAUAUGAGGACAGUGAAGCAUGAAGGUUGGGGAGACUUCUUGUACUGGGAGGACCUUACCUAUGACAAAUUACAAGGCCACAUCUUGCAGCUCUUGGACGAUGCAAGUGUGAAAGAGAAAGUUGAACGGCGCUCCACUAUUAUCCGCGACCAGCCAAUGUCACCAGGGGACUGGGCGACGUACUGGAUUGAAUAUGUGUUGCGGCACCAAGGGGCACACCACCUCCGCUCUCCCGUCGUCGACAUUCCUUGGUAUCAGCUGUACAACGUGGACGUGUGGGCGUUACUGGUGGUAGUGACAUUGACAAGUCUGGUUCUGGGUUCCUGGCUCUCCUAUCGGAUUCUUCUUUUCUCGGCCCGUUACUGCUGUGGUUCAAGUAAAACGAAGAAAGACUGAGAUCGUAUUUCAAGUUGCAAUCACUCAGGUACCAGCUGAGCAAAAUGAACGUGUGCACUGGUAGUGAUGACAGCGGUGGUUGUUCCAGCCUCUACGUCGUUGCUUUUCCACAAGAUAUAACAAUUUCUCGUCCGUUAAUGUUGCCGAUCAAGGAAGAUGAAGAAGAAUUAUCUUCACUCAUUUAAGAAAGAUUUUUUUCCCAAGAUAACGGAACAAGAAAAGAAAAAUUUGAUCUGAUUUAUAUUUCUAUAACUUGACAUCAUUGGAGAAAUGCUGAGUAGAAAGUAUGUACUUAAGUGUCAAUCAGAAUGCAUUUCACUGCAUCUGCUCUUCUGGUAUAUUGAAAUAACACAAUAGCAAAUAACUAAACAUGAUACUAUGUUGUCAUAAAUCACUUUAGUGUCACGUACUCAUGGAAGCAAACGAUGAACUACAGAGACACCAUAGCAACAGCUGUCUCCCUUCUGACGUGCAUCGUCUUAUUUGAUAAAUAAAUAAGCAUAGCGAACCA
This is a messenger RNA of Portunus trituberculatus (swimming crab), 2626 nucleotides long. RefSeq names its product UDP-glycosyltransferase UGT5-like. The transcript has 11 exons. Gene Ontology annotation, molecular function: UDP-glycosyltransferase activity. Bases 565 to 2115 code for a protein of 516 amino acids. Lineage: Eukaryota; Metazoa; Arthropoda; Malacostraca; Decapoda; Portunidae. The record is from RefSeq and is a predicted model, not a curated record.